CCUUUACCAAAGGAUUUCAGAUGAGAUUGCUAGAACAGUACCUCCUCUGGGCACUAAUGCUGCCUCACCCCAUCCUCUGUCCUGCCUCCCUCCUUCUUUUAAGUAGAAGCAGCUUGCACAGUGCCUGGCACAGUCUAGUCCAUUCCCCAGAAAGUGUCUCUAGAGCUAUAUUUAGAAUCAUAUUGAGCAGUGAUUUCCAGACUUCUUUGGGUGAGAGACCCCUUGGAAAAUAACUAGAAAGUGUGAAUUCUCUUCCCAGAAGUCUGACAGCACAGGAUUCUACUCAGGAGGCUCAUGGGCUAGAAUCCUGUCUACUGAGUGGAGGAUUCACUAACAUCUGGCAAUGUGGCGCACAGUACCUCACAAAAAAGGAGUGAUUGAGGCUGGAUUCUAAGCAGAGGACACUGGCAUAUUAUGGGAAUGUGCCUUCUGUGGGAGUUCCUGUUUUGAAUCCUGUCUUGGUUUCUCACCUGGUGCAAGGCCACGUGCUAUUGGUAUCAGACCCUUAACACGGAUCGAGCUAAGCAUUGUGAAAGCAUCUCCGUGAACCAACACCAGACAAUGGGUGAAGACACCCAGCCACAGGAGAUGGCAUCCACAAGCUCUCCAAGGGCCAGUGAACCCAUCCCUGAGGGCAAACGGAAUGGAGACUCUGAGGGGAGGGGUGGAAGCCCUCCUAAUCUGCCUGUAGAGCAUCACUUUGCAUGUAAAGAGUGUGGGGAUGCUUUUCGGCUUAAGGUCCUCCUUGUGCAGCACCAGAGAAUUCACAGUGAGGAGAAGGGCUGGGAAUGUGGCGAUUGUGGAAAGGUCUUCAAGGGGGUCUCAGAGUUCAAUGAGCACCGGAAUAGCCAUGUGCCUGCAGAGCCCCGCCCCGGCCCAAGCCGGGCCCUAGAUGAUGCCAUGGAGAAUAGGGAGAAAAUGGAGAGAGAGGAAAAGCCCUUCCAGUGUGAGGAAUGUGGUAAAAGGUUUAAGAAGAAUGCAGGCCUCAGUCAACAUCUGCGUGUCCACAGCAGAGAGAAGCCCUUUGACUGUGAGGAAUGUGGGCGGUCCUUCAAAGUGAACACCCACUUCUUUCGCCAUCAGAAGCUUCACAUUUCAGAAAAGCCCUUUGCCUGCAAGUCAUGUAGCAGGGAUUUCCUGGAUCGCCAGGAACUCCUCAAACACCAGAGAAUGCACACCGGUCAUCUGCCCUUCGACUGUGACGACUGCGGCAAGUCCUUCCGAGGGGUCAGUGGCCUGGCCGAACACCAGCGUAUCCACAGUGGGGCCAAGCCCUAUGGGUGUCCCCACUGCGGCAAGCUGUUCCGGAGGAGCUCAGAGCUCACCAAGCAUCGGCGGAUCCAUACAGGUGAGAAGCCAUAUGAGUGUGGUCAGUGUGGGAAGGCCUUCAGGCAGAGCUCCAGCCUCCUGGAGCACCAGCGCAUCCACACUGGGGAGCGUCCCUAUGCGUGUGGCGACUGCGGCAAGGCCUUCCGGGGGCCCUCCGACCUGAUUAAACACCGGCGGAUCCACAGUGGACUGAAACCAUAUGAGUGUGACAAGUGUGGGAAGGCCUUCCGAAGGAGCUCGGGCCUGAGUCGCCAUCGAAGGACCCACAGUGGAGCAAGACGCUGUGAGUGCAGUGAGUGUGGCCGCGUGUUCAAGAGGCGGUCUGCGCUGCAGAAGCAUCAGCCAACUCACCAGGAGUAGAUGAGGCCCAUAGAUCCUUUUCUGUCAGUGGGUUCCUGGUCCCCCCUCCCCAGCCUAGAGUGGGAUGGCAGAGUCAAAGGAGAUGAACAGUUUUGUAGCGCUUAUAUAUUUUAUUGUCAUAAGGGUUGAAACAAAUUUAUACUGCCACCAGCAAUUUAUAAGUGUACAUUUCCCAUUUUGCCUCUCAAGAAUGGCUUUUUCCGUUUUAAUUUAUUUCAGCUAGUUGAACUGACAUAAACUACCUUCAAGGUAUUUAAAUCUACAGGCCUUGAAUCUGAGAAUGAGACUUGAGAAACCUGGCUGUGGGGGUGGAGGAGGCCUUGUUGGUCCUCCCCUCUAAGCUUCCACCUCAAGGAAGCUGACCCAUAGAGCUAUUCAAAGAUGGCAUCAAUGUAAUGUCACCCAAACUUUCCUGAAGAAAAAAUUACCCCAAAGUCUUUUGGCCUACUUGAAUUUAUAAAUUUUUAGGGAUAUAAAUAGAAUACUCAACUGUGCUAUAAUAUUUAAUUUAUGAUUUAGUUAUACAUACAUAUAUAAACCACAUAUUAUAUAGAAUAAUAUAUUAAUAUAGAAAAUAUCCCUUCUUCCCCAUACUCCAUUUCAUAUCACUCUGUUCUCACUCCUCACAUGCAUUUCUGACCUUACCUCUUCACCAGCCUGGUAGCCCCUUUUGGGUCAUCAGUUUCAAAGGACAUCCAGUGGUUUUCCAUCCAUUCGAGCUGUGUGCCAUAUAGCACUGUGACAAUCCCUGCACAAUGCUCUCACUAGAAGUUUCCUCCCAAGCCAUAAGUACAUGUUCAUGUAACAUUGGGACAAUUUUUUUUAAUUUGCCUUGUAACUCUACAACAUAACCACUUAAGGUGUUGCUUUUUACAAUGGUAUUUAAAAGCCUUUUUGUAAGCAUCUAAAACUUGUUUUUGUGAGGUCACACUCCUAGGUUAAAUUUCUUUUGUGUCCUUUUUUCUCAAACCAAUUCUGUCUGGUGAGUCCCACACACAUCCAAAACUAGCACUGGUUGGGGUUUUUUCAGGCUAAUGGGUAUUGCCCUCAGCAGCACUAUUUUCUUCAAAAUUAAGUAGUUGAGAGAGCAUCCCCACAGUAACAGGGACAAGUCAAGGACUCAAGUAUAAGGUGAUGCCUCCCUUUCAAGGAUGAUUGCCUCUUUUCAUGGGACCUAGAUGGGUACUUCUCUAACCCUCCGUUUCCCGGCUCUGUGAAGUGGGGAUGAUCACAGGACUACCUCCUGAGGUUAUGGUGAGGACUGGGACACCACGCAUGGCACGGAGGGAUGCACAGCAAAGGCCAUCUGCUGUCAUCAUAGUUAUGGCUGUCAUUCUGUGGCUCAUUAGUACCAGAACUGGGGAUGGACCCAGGCCUCCUGACUCCUAGCCUCAUCCUCUUUCUCUCAUGCAAUGACUUAAAUAUUGUUUCCAUUUUCUUGCAUGCAAAUUGUACGUUCAUCUCCUUUGACCAGUUAUCAAGUUACCUUGGGAUAUAUCAACUUUAUACAGCAGUUCUUUCUAUAUUGAUUGUGAUGACCUCUUUUCUAAUUUACCACUUUGCUCUUUGUAGCACUUUUAUUACAUUUUUGUUAUAUAGGUUUUUUAUUUUUUAUGUAUACAAGCAUUCAUUGUUGCCUGUUAAGUUGUAAUUUUCUUUGGUUGAGUAGUUAGAUAUGAUGACAUUUUCUUCUAGAAUUUUAACUACAAGCAAAAAGUUGAAAGCACUGCCCCACCAGAAGGUGAAUGUCCCAAGUGGGCAGGAUGGAUGAGAAUGGGCUGGAGAAGCAGGCUCACUCCUCAUCCAAGAUGCAGACUCUGUGCUUGUAUGUGGGCAGUACUUGACUAUCCAACCUGGCCACUCAGGCACACAAAAGAAACUUCCAUCACAAAUUGGCCAGAACACUGACUGUUCCUCAGUAUAGCCCUAGCCAUCAGCAGCAGGGCUGGGCCUCACCUAGAUCAAUGGGGUGGUCCAAACUUGGUCUUGGCAACAACCGGCCAUCCUUUUAGCUCCUGGGAGCCUUAGCCAUGACUGAUGUGGAUUCAGCACCUGAGCAGCAGAUCCACCCAAGAGACAUCUCCUCCAACACGAGAAGACUGCCCUGACAAUUAUGUCAUGAGAAUCGCAUCCUCCUCUAAGUGAAUGACUCUGGAACAAGAAAGAGGUUGAUUUGGUGGCUUCCACUUUGGGCAAGUAGGGAAAAAUUCACCUGCAUGUCCUAACAUCAUCUCCUGCAGCCACACCUAAGAGGAGCAACAGAGCAAAGGCUCAGAGAGAAACCAUGCCCCUCUGAUGACCUGCAUGUCAUGGUGAUAGAAGCUGGCCAUACCAGGCCUGGGCUGUGACAGCAGCUGUGCUCAGGAGGGGCAAUAAAACAAGGGUUUGGGGGGCAAUAAUGCCCUUCUGAUGGCCUGUGUGGCAUAAAAAUAGAAGCUGGUCAUUCUAGGGCUAGGCUGUCACUUCUAGCAGCCUCACCCAGGAGGAACAGCAGCAAGGGCUGACCAGGAACCUGGCCCUUCCUGCAGAGCCCACAUGUAGAAGCUGGCCACAGUGGGGCUGUGGUGUGACUUCCCAGCAGCUGUGCCUGGGGUUGCGGGUGGGGGCACUAGAGGGCCUGGAGAGGAAGUGUGCCCUUCUGAUGGGCCCACCGAGACUGAGGCGAGCUUCCCAAAAGCCCUGAUCCUGGGAAGCAGGGUCCCACGAUGACUCCUAUGACCUUAGCCAGAAGGUACUCUGGAAUGGCCUUCAGGCCACACCAGUGGCUCUCUGCAGCAUCUCCAUCCUGAGCCCCAGGCUGGAGAGCUGCUGACAGCACUUGUUACAUAGCAAUUCCUUUUGUUCUGUGGGCUUCAGUUCUUGUAGUAGUCGUGAAUCUGUGUCUGGAUCACUGCUUCCUUCUCUUCAGCAGUUUUUAUCUUUUCAAGCUGUUAUGAUGUAUUUGAUACAAGUGUCAUUUGGUGAGGAAUGGUGAUGUCCACGAAGAGGGGGGAGACAAAUCUGGCACCUGUACCUGCAAGUACUCUGCCAUUUCUUGCCCAUUCAAAAGGCAUUUGUUGGGUUUCAUGAAGGAUCCAGAUGCAGUAUUAACUCAAAUAUUAGCAUCAUCAUCACUGCUCUGUUUUCUCCAGCCAGGACAUGACAUCCUGGCAUCCUGUCAUGCCCUCCUUUAAUUUUUUCCAUUCUCAAACCCUUCUCCAGAGUUAACACUAAAGACCACAUCUUUGUCGUUGCUGUGUUUGCGGGUAAAGUCUGUGCUCCCAACGCAAUCAGUCUGUGGCUUUCUCAUGUGUCCUGUAGUUGUACCAAGUUCCAUUUUUGCCUCUGGUAACUUGGGGGUAGAUUUCCUGGGAUUCUCUAGAUACACUGCUUUGUCAGAUGCAAAAUGUGACCAAGCUUUCUAUUGUAUGUGCUUGUCUAUGCAUUUGUGUAUCUACCUCAUUUCAUUUUUCUUUCUAAUCACACAGACCUUUUGCAAGGGAAACGAAGAGCAGUUGAGUUACAUAGAGUGCUGGCUGUCAUUAGAAAUAUAUCCUUUUCUUAUAUUCUGAAAGAAGCCCUCCAUUGCUUUUAUUAAAGUUUUGAAUACUUGCUGAAAUGUUCAAGAAAAAGUAAUUAUUUACCAUUUUUGCUGCUUGAGAUUAACUGUGUUGAUUACUUGUGUCAUACCAACCCUCAAAUUUACAGAAUGAGCCCCACACAAUCACAGUGGGCAUCCUUCUCAUGUGGUGUUGCAUUUUGAGUGCCCCUGGCUUGGGCCUUGUUGUGUGCUAUGUGACCCUCGACCCCCUUCUAGGCCACAAUAAUUAAACCACAACUGACCACCUGACUGAAGGGUGGCAACUGAUCAUCAGAGCUGGCUGGAGAUGACAGGCUGGGCUUUUCAGGUCCUGCAAACAAGGAAAGUAGUUUCUACUUGGUAUGGGAAGAAAAGGAGUGCAUGGUAUUUAGCAGAGUUGUGCGGCACUGGCUUAAAGAUCUGUGGGUUCCUGCUGGGUGCCCCAGAGCUGCCUUAAUCUCUGCACCCUGAGGAAGGCCUAGUCUUGUUAUGUUCUUGGAUUUCUGAGGACUGACCUCAUUGGUCCACUUGAGUCCCCACUGUAGACUUCCUCGACUUAGCCAGCUCAAGUGGGUCUCUGCUUUUUGCAAUCUGUCAGGAGUCAAUUUAUCAUGUGGCUCCUUCCUGAGAAGCAUCACGUGGCUGUCUUUCUUUGUGUUCUUCCUGGCCCAAGCCCCACCUGACUGUAAUAAACACCCAUUUAAAUGUGGUACUAUAUUCUGUUCUCUAAGAUGGGUUAAAAAAAACCCAUGCCUUCUAGUGUCAGUGAGUUGGACCAAUGCUUUUCUGUCUGGGUAUCAUUCCAGUACUGACCCAAAGUUUGCCCCAUGAAUUGAGUUAAGUUCCCCACUCACUAUGUUCUUGACUUUGGAAGUGUCUCCCUACUUCCAACAAAUCCAUCAGAUGAGGAAUUGAUAACUUCUCUAUUACUAUGUACACUUAUAUUUUGUAAUUGUUAUUGCAUCAGUUUUGAGUGUUUACUUUCAAAGUCAAAAUAGUCUCUAUAAACUUAGCCUUCAAUGGUAUUCGCAUAUUGAGAAGAGUAGCUAUGUCCUGCCCCAGUUUGGAUUUGGGUUGUUGGCACUCUUUUCUCCCUCCUCCCAAUCUCUUUCACUUGUAUGUUUUAUGGCACUUAAUUAUAAUAAGCCUUGCACUAGAGCUUCACCCUCCCUGCCCUCCUCCACCCAUUAGAUUGUGAGCUCUUAGAAGACAGGGGUGGUCCUUCAUGUAUGAUUCCCCUACCAGAUCUAGCACAGUGCCUUGCAUCAAGUAGAUUUCAAUAAAUAUAUGUUAAAUGG
Phyllostomus discolor (pale spear-nosed bat) is the source of this 6546-nucleotide messenger RNA. RefSeq names its product zinc finger protein 275 (gene ZNF275). The coding region runs from base 562 to 1689 and encodes 375 amino acids. The record is from RefSeq and is a predicted model, not a curated record. NCBI's taxonomy places the organism in Eukaryota, Metazoa, Chordata, Mammalia, Chiroptera, Phyllostomidae. Gene Ontology annotation, molecular function: DNA-binding transcription factor activity, RNA polymerase II-specific; RNA polymerase II cis-regulatory region sequence-specific DNA binding. The transcript has 4 exons. Gene Ontology annotation, biological process: regulation of transcription by RNA polymerase II.